CUUCUUGAACUCGAGCAGCCUGGACUUCGACGGGCGGGAGAGCCUCAGGAGCGGCGCCGACGGCGAGAGGAGCCGGCUCAGCCUCGACGUGAGCACGGAGAGCAUUCGGGACACGGAGCGCUCCACGAAGACUAAGGUCGACGUCAACAUCAAGGACAACAACGAUAUGGCGCCCCUGCAUUAUGCCCUGGAGAAGCAGUCGGUAGAAUGCUGCCUCUUGCUCAUCAAGGCUCGCGCCAACAUCUCCCUGAUAAGCAGCGGUAUGAACAGGCCGCUGCACCUGGCGGCAGCGGCUGGGAUGGACCGAGUGUGCAGCCGCCUCCUGGUCAAAGGGGCGUCCACGAAGGAGGAGAACGACAUGAAGGAGACGCCGCUGCACCUGGCCGCGAAGGCCGGGUCCUUGGCCUGCUGCCGCUUGAUCUACAGGAGCGGCGCCAACUGCAAUGCCCUAGACAAAAAUGGCAUGACGCCCUUGCAUCACGCGGCCAAAAUAGGCGCCGAAGACUGCUGCCGCUUUUUCCUGGCGAAGAGGGUGAACAUGCUCCGCGACUCCACCGGAAGGACGCCACUGCACAUCGCCGCAGGUGAGGGACACCUAAGCUGCUGUGAGCUGGUGCUAACCGCCGAAACCAGCUGGCAACUGGACGUCAUGGACUGCCACGGCUACACGCCCCUCUUCCGCGCCUUCGAGAACAAGUGGGACGACGUGUUCGUUUUCCUUUUGCUGAAGUUUCAACAUCGACCCCCCAGAGACCAGCAUCGGUCGAGGGACUCGCUGAGAAUCCUCAAGGCCUCGGGAUCAGGCGACCUGAGUCACAGGCUCAGCGCGGCUGAAGAGAGCGCUAACCAGAACAACAUGAGCCUCGUCCUCAGUCUCUGCAUUCAGGAGAGACGCAGCAAGGCCGUCGAGGGGAUCGUCAGGAGCGAAUUCUGGGGAGACGCCCUCGCACCCACCGCCGCCCAGCAAAGCAACCUUCGGCUCCUGAUCAUUCACUAUCCUGAACUUGCUAAGGUCGUGCUGGACAACUGCGUGCUGAGUCGACCGUCGUGUAAGGUGUUCCUCUUCUACUUCUUGGACGACACGUUCGCCGCCCCGAAUAUCGCCGCGAGCCCCGACGCCAGGAAAAUCAGGAACGCUUCUUUCCACUUUUACUCGACGCUCUUAUACGCACCAGGGACGUUCUAGACAAGGUAUCCUCUGCUUGCGACAGCAUCUCGAGCAAGUUCUGGAGUGCCGUGAUUUUCCCCUCGGACUUCGGUUCCGUCGAUGCGGCCGGAAGCGCGGCAGAAGACCUUGGGCUGCCCGAACGACCCCCCUGGUGCCCCUUUACUCCAGAGGGAUGGUUGACGGACAGUGCCACCCUCAAGGACGACUCGGAGGACGCCUGGAGGAACGAACACCCGCUCAGCCUCAUGGCUAGGCACAAGCGACUAGAUCUCCUGAAACACCCUCUGUGCCUGCGCUUCGUCUCCUACAAGUGGAACAGGUACAUCUGGCGUGUCUUCUAUGCGCUGUUUCUCAUGCCAUUUCUGUUUGUAGUGGCUCUCUCUCUCUACGGCACUAUGGCCUAUGACUGGGACUGCGUCUUGCAAGAAUUCAACAUCACCCGAGACCAGCUGUGCAACAGAGAAGAGAAGGAGCAAGGCGAGUGCACAAUGGAGGACACCUUCCAGAACGCCUUUGCGACCGACGAGUGCUUGGCCAGUCAAGGCGCGGAGGGAAACGGGCCCAACAAAGUUC
Molecule: messenger RNA, 1741 nt
Organism: Penaeus monodon (black tiger shrimp)
Lineage: Eukaryota; Metazoa; Arthropoda; Malacostraca; Decapoda; Penaeidae
Molecular function (GO): protein binding
Source: RefSeq, a predicted model, not a curated record